AUGCACACUCGACGUACAAGAUCACAGAAUUUGAUUCAUAUUGACCUUGAAAUCGAGGCUACUGCACGUGAGCAAGGGACUAAGAGGAGACAUAACAAGAAGAAGGAAGCAAUGGGUGGUGAAGCACCUGCCAAAUCUCUUUGGGAAUAUGGUAUACCGGACACAACCAACGGCAUACUUUCUAGUAUUGUCAGACCAGUCGUCACCGCAUCACAUUUUGAACUGAAGCCUGAAUUUAUCCAGUUCAUCUCAAAUGAUUCAUUUUCGGGAUCACCUAAUGAUUGUCCUGUAAGUCAUAUUGAUAGCUUUUUGAAGAAGUGCGAUACAAUGAAAAUCAACAAUGUAAGUGACGAUGCUAUUAGACUUCACCUUUUCCCUUUCUCUCUACGGGAUAAGGCAAAGGAGUGGUUGAGAGAUGAAGGUGCAAGCUCACUUGAUACAUGGGAUAAGCUAGUCAUGGCAUUCAUCAAAUUUAAACGUUUGCAAAGGCAAUGUCCUCAUCACGGGAUUCCAAAGUGGCUCUUGAUCCAGGCUUUCUAUAAUGGGUUGACGCAUGAAUAUCGAAUCUACAUUGAUGCUGCAUCAGGUGGCUCUAUCACGGAAAAGAAUCAAACUGAAGCUAAGGCAUUGAUUGAGAAGAUGGCAGCCAAUGAUAAUUAUCAUCCCAGUAGUCGGAACAGUGUUAGAAAGGGAGGUAAGUAUGAUUUAGAUGCUCUAACUAUGUUGACUAGUACUGUGCAGGCUUUAUCACAUAAGAUCGAUCAAUUUGGAGCUGGCUCUUCAUCAGUGGUUGCCUCGUGUCAAAUUUGUGGGGUGCAAGGACAUACGCCAAUUCACUGUCAGUUUAACACUUCAAGAAACACUUACCACUCUGGUGGAAAUAAUAACUUUCACCCAUUCAACUCCAAUUUCGCCCAACAAUCUGGUUUUCAACAGGGGUCACCCAUUAGUCCACUACAACCUCAAACUUCUAAGCUUAAUCUUUAUUCUAUUUUGGAGACUCUUGCUACUUCUCAAGUGAUAGAAACCCAACUUGUUCAACUUUCUCAACAAGUGAGUCAUUUAUCAAAACCUCGAGAUCCACCAAAAGUCCAUAAUGAGCAGUGUAGUGCGAUAUUUCUUAAAGAUGAUGGAGAGGUUGUUGAAAGAUCUAUUGAGAAACAUGGGGAAGUGCUUAGAAUGAUCAAGGAGAAGGGUGUGAGAGAAAAUGUUCCCAUUUAUGUUGCUCCACCCUCGUACGAGGAACCUGUGCCCUUUCCUCAAAGGUUGACUAAGGGUUUGCUGGAUAAGCAUUGUGGGAGAUAUUCUGAGACUCUUAAAAAGGUAUAUGAAACUAUCCCUUUUUCUAACCUUUUGAUUCAAAUGCCUAAAUUUGCUAAGUUUUUGAAAGAAAUAUUAGCUAAUUAUAGGAAAUAUGAAAAAACAGAAAAUGUGACAAUUAAUGAGCAGUGUUCUACCUUGAUGCAUGAGAACUUACCACCUAAACUGAAAGACCCUGGAACUUUUACUAUACCCUGCAUGAUCAAUGAAACAUAUUUUGAUAGGGCCUUAUGUGAUUUAGGUGCUAGUGUCAAUUUAAUGCCCUAUUCUCUAUAUGAGAAAUUAAGUUUGAAGGAGCUUAAUGACAUAUUUCCUUCACUUAAACCUUCUCAUAUAUCUCUUCAACUGGCUGAUAGAACUGUUAGAUUCCCUAAGGGUGUAGUGGAAGAUGUGUUAGUAAAAGUUGGUGAAUUUGCUUUUCCUGUUGACUUUGUUGUAAUGGACAUGAAAGAAGACUUUGAAAUUCCUUUGAUCUUUGGUCGUCCAUUUUUAGGUACAAGUCAAGCUUUAAUAGAUGUCUCGAGAGGACAAAUGAUCAUUAAAGCUCAAGAUAAGCAGGUCAUAUUCAAGAUCUUUGAUGAUCCAAAUUUCACUUUUGGUGGGGGUACUUGUAUGAGAAUUGAUGCUACUAAUCCCUUGGUUGAUAAGUGUGUACAGAACAAAAAUCAUUUGAGCAAAGAAGACAUAUCCACAUCAUCCAAUGGGUAUGACUACAAGAAAAUAGGUGUUGGUGUUGAUUUUGUGCACUCCAAUCUGAAAGAGUUAUUGGGAGGUAGAUCUAAUUUCAAGUUUCAACGUGGAACUUUCUCUUCCCCGAAUGAUCCUGGUUGA
Spinacia oleracea (spinach) is the source of this 2151-nucleotide messenger RNA. RefSeq lists its product as uncharacterized. The record is from RefSeq and is a predicted model, not a curated record. The coding region runs from base 1 to 2151 and encodes 716 amino acids. Lineage: Eukaryota; Viridiplantae; Streptophyta; Magnoliopsida; Caryophyllales; Amaranthaceae. The transcript has 4 exons.